Dermacentor andersoni is the source of this 2022-nucleotide messenger RNA. RefSeq lists its product as uncharacterized. The record is from RefSeq and is a predicted model, not a curated record. NCBI's taxonomy places the organism in Eukaryota, Metazoa, Arthropoda, Arachnida, Ixodida, Ixodidae. Gene Ontology annotation, biological process: carbohydrate metabolic process; chitin catabolic process. Gene Ontology annotation, cellular component: extracellular region. Gene Ontology annotation, molecular function: chitinase activity; chitin binding.
AUGUUCGGGCGGGCGCAGGCACUGCUGCCGAAUGCGGAGGCAUCGAGAAAGGCUGAGCACCAGGACGUCUUCAACGAGCACACGACCACGCGGGAGAUGCGGCGCUGCUCCGUGGUCGGCGAGAUGUCGCAGGCCUCGUGCACCGUGGGCCAAACCGGCGGGUUCUGGCAGCGGGUCAGGCUGUUGUACAGCUUCGCUGACAACACGACCACCGCCGCCGCCGCCGCCGCCGCCACACCGAUGCGCGCCCGCAAAGCUGCGAGGGCGGCAAGAAACGACGCGUCGCAGACCUCGGACACUGCAGCGCCUGACCACCGCAGUGUGGCGCGAGUGAGCGUCCCGCCGGCGCCCGGUCAACAGCAGCCGGCUAGGAGACAGCCUCGACCACGUGCUGCGAGACGGCGACCGGAAGCGCGGGUGAACACGUGCCUGCAGUCGUGCGUGUUCUUGCUGAGCACCGUGCUCGUGGUUCUGCUGCUUCCCGCGCUCAUCCUGCUGACCCCGUACAUGCGCGGUGCCCGCGAAGCGGCUGCCUACGCCGGCGGAGUGGCGCUCGAGACUGUCCAACCGGUUCACACGUAUCGGCUGCCCAACGAGAAUGCGUCCCAUUGCGUCCGCCGUCGCCGCUUCGUUGUCGGCACGUCGGCGACGCCGGUGAAUGUGAACGCCGCUAGGACCGCGUUUAAGCAGGCCAGCCUCAGGCUUCCCGUCAUUCGGCGCCGGCGUCUGGUGUGCCUGUACAAGGAGGCGUCCGACACCAUGAACCUGUUGGAGGACCUCUUCAACAUGUGCACCGACGUUGUCUACGGAGAGUUCUACCUGGACAAGGCCGGGCUGUCCUCGAAGCAGCCGACGCUGGAUCGCAGGCUGCCGGACAAGUCUCGAUACGCGCACGCACCUCGCCUUCUGGGCUGGGUGGGCGGCGAGCUGGGCGACGCCGGCGACUUCUCGAGGCUCGCCGGGGAGUCCGCGAGGACGCUGCAAGGUUUCGUCCAGAAUUUCGCGUCGUGGCUACAAACGUGGUCUUUCGACGGUGCGCACCUGGACUGGCGGUACCCCGGUGGUCCUUGUGAGGUGGACGAUGAUUACUACACUUUUGUGAGACUCCUGCAAUUCCUGCGGAAGAAGACUCGUCUUCUCUCAGUGGCCCUUCCGUACAAGGAGGCAAUGCUUGCCAGACGCUUUGAUAUCAGCAAUAUUGCUAGCCUUGCCGACAUGUUGGUCGUGAAUACUGACGAGACGUUGGCCGAGGACUACACCGGUCAGCCAAGCUGCCCAGGCGCAGCCCUGCCUCAGGUGGCAGCCUCCUUGUGGAGGGUUCGGCGCAUGAUGGCUGCUGCCUCGGAGCUGCAGAAACCGCAGACCCCUGCCAACCGGAACGUGCAGCUCUGCCACACCGUGUCGCUAGCUUCCGUCGUCUAUUACCGGAGCUUCGCCCAGCCCUCCAACUUGAGCAAAGGCCUUUUCGUCGUGAGCUCGGUGGUUCCAUACAGCGACCACUGCCUGAACAAGGCGGGCUACCGAAAUCAGCCGCUCCUCAACGAGCCCGGAUGCACGGCCCUCGUGCGGGAAAGCAGCAGCGCCCCCAGAGUGAUAGCUUCGGCCGGGCCCGACGAUCUUCGACGUCGGCUGGAGCAGGCCUACGUAGUUCACGACUUUGGGCACGAGUGCGUCGCCGCCGCUGCACUCGCGUACGACGAUUACGCGGGGCACUGCGGACUCGGCCGGUGGCCACUACUUCGAGCCCUCUACUAAUCCUAGAUACCUGACCCCAGUGCAUCCUGAUUGGUCUCUCCCGGGUACAGAGUUUCAAGACUGACUGGUAUCUCGUCCGCUACCGGACCAGCUCUACUAUCGGGGCAUUGUUCUUCUGGAGCGGUCCACUAUAAAUGUAUCGGAUGUAUUCAUGAAAUGCAGUGAUAUCGCAGUGAAAAUGGAAGCUUUUGUUUUGUUGAUUAAUGGUAAGUGAAAUUUAGACUCUAGUCUUUGUUGCUCUGAUUUUUCUUUCUUUACUGAUCACCC